CUCAGGGGAGAAAGCGCUGUGCUUCGAGCCUGACCCCACCGAGGCGCGAGUGCUCUGCGAGGCCAAGAUUGUCGAUGUUUUUGUUGGGAAAGACGAAAAGGGCAGAAAGAUCCCAGAAUAUCUGAUCCACUUUAAUGGCUGGAACAAAGUUGGGAUAGAUAAGCAGCUGAGGAUCAUGUCCUUCGUGACGCUGAUGAAAAUCGGAGACCACAGAGGAAAUUGGCCCAAAAGGCUGUAGCUCGCCUGAGAAGCACAGAAAGAAAGAGGAAGCUCGCCAGGUUGCCUGGGGUGGACUCUGUCUCAAAAAGCCUCCCUGCUGACGAGAAGGAUGAAAACUCAAUAAGCAGCUCCUCUGACAGUGAAGAAAAGGACGGAGAAAUAAGUGAAGGAAAAGGUAUUGAAGAAAAGUCUGAAGUGAAGGACGCAAAAAAAAAAAGGAAAUGGAAGAAAGAACAGUAACUAUAGAAAUCCCUGAAGUUCUGAAGAAGAAGCUUGAGGAUGAUUGUUACUAUAUCAACAGGAGGAAACGGUUAGUCAAAGUUCCAUGUGAGACCAACAUCAUAACUAUUUUGGAAUCGUAUGUGAAGCAUUUUGUUAUCAAUGCAGCCUUUUCAGCCAAUGAGAGGCCUCAUCACCAUCAUGCUAUGCCACACGCCAACAUGAAUGUGCACGAUAUCCCAGCAGAAAAGAACGUUGACCUUUGUAAGGAGAUGGUGGAUGGAUUAAGACUAACCUUUGAUUACACUCUCCCAUUGGUUUUGCUCUAUCCAUAUGAACAAGUUCAGUAUAAAAAGGUGACUUCGUCCCAAUUUUUUCUUCCGAUUACAGAAAGUCCCACAAACACUAAUAGGAACCAGGAGGAGCUCUCUCCAAGCCCACCUUUAUUGAAUCCAUCCACACCACAGUCCACAGAGAGUCAGUCAACCUCAGACGAACCGACCACCCCCAAAAGGCGCAAAGCCGAGCCGGAAGCCUUACAGUCUCUGAGGCGGUCCACGCGCCACUCUGCCAAUUGCGACAGGCUGUCCGAGAGCAGCGCCUCGCCUCAGCCCCAGCGCCGGCAGCAGGACAUGUCCGCCAGCAUGCCCAAGCUGUUCUUGUACCUGGAAAAGAAGACAUCUGUUCAUAGCAGAUCAUCCUCUCCUGUUCCUCUGACCCCUAGCAAGGAAGGGAGUGCGGUGUUUGCUGGCUUCGAAGGCAGAAGAACCAAAGAAAUAAAUGAGGUCCUCUCCUGGAAACUUGUACCUGAGAGUUAUCCUCCAGGUGACCAACCACCUCCACCCUCUUACAUUUAUGGGGCGCAACAUUUGCUGCGUUUGUUUGUGAAACUUCCUGAAAUCCUUGGAAAGAUGUCCUUUUCUGAGAAGAACCUGAAGGCUUUACUGAAGCACUUUGAUCUCUUUCUGAGGUUUUUAGCCGAGUACCAUGAUGACUUCUUCCCAGAGUCUGCCUAUGUUGCUGCCUGUGAAGCGCACUACAGCAUGAAGAACCCCAGGGCGAUCUGAUGGUCCUAGAACAGCUUCUUUAUCUAUCUCUUGGUUCCCAGUAAAGAACUAGGGAGUCAGUGGACCUUCUUUACACAGAAAGCAAAUGUGACACCCUGGGGGGCUCUGGCAGAGGCGGGUCCAUUUGUUUGAGUUGCUUAUCUACUGGAGUUAUUUCUGUUAAGGAUUACCUCCUGGGUGCCUCGAUGGCCUCCAACAUCUAACCCUUGCCACCAUACAUGUGAUCUAUGAUGGCAGGAAAACAGCAGCUAUGUUCAAAAUGAAUCGUUCAUAAACAUGUGCUUAGGUUGGGCUGUUUCAAUAGACAAAGGUACUUGUUAGCAGUGACCAUGUCUUUUAGUUAUAUGUUAGCAUUAAACAAAAUCAUUUGGCAAACUGUUUUCAUUCUUGUGAUGAGGCUGAGCAACUCUGUCCCACAGAUUUUUAGUUUUGCUUGGAAACUGCAAAGUAGUCCCCGAAUAUUUUAGAGGGAAUUGAUAUUGCUGGCAAAAGAAAAUUUGCAGCUAUACAUUUGCUUGUUACAGUUCUUUUUCUAUAAAACCUUGUUUUUAGUGAUCUAAAUAAAGCACUGCCUGAAUGUCUUAAGAUUUUGUAGCUACACUUGAUUGUGUAAUAUUACAGUUCCUUUUCUGUAAAAUGUUAUUUUUGGCCACUUCAAAUAAAUCAUUGCCCAUCUUAUUGGAAAGGGAAAAAAAAGGUCUGAUUAGAGAAUAAAAAAAUUACUAAAGCUAGGUUCUACAAAUCUAUAAUAUUAUGCUUGCAAAUAAAUUAGAAAUGAAUAUAAAGUUGCUUUCCAGGGGAAAAAACAAAGCAAUUAUACACUUUGAUUAAUAUAAAUAGCCCAGAAUUUUACCUCUAAUUUAAAACAGAACCACACAGUGUUUGAGAGGGCUGACAGUAAAUCAGAAUAAAAAUCAUGAUUGCACCAAAGAAACUUUUUACCUCCUCUGUGAUACCAACUGAUUAGAAUCCAAAGAGCAUAGCUGAGAACAGGUAUCUCUGUAAUGUACUGCUGGCAUUACUCUGGUUUGAGAGGAAGUAGCUAUUACUGAAUUUUAUUGAAACAGAAAUAACUUCACUGGAAUAAAGUGUCUUAUUUAUAUGUGAAUCAUUAUUUUUAGUAAGUGAAGAUCUGCUGCAAAAAGAGUCAAAAAAAGAAGACAAAUGAAGAAAAACUACCAAAAUUUAUAGAAUCAUAGAUCAGGCUCUGUAUAGAACUUCCACAAUCUUAAUUUAGCAAUAAAUGCUUGCUGGUGAAUUGACAGCAGUCCUUAAAUAAGUAGACUACUUUCUUCCUGUAUUUUUCCAUGUCUUCAUGAAAUUCUUGUGCUUUUAUGAAGAAGUCAUUAUAUUUUCUGCAUGUAUACUUACAAUUUUUUACUCAUUAUAGUAUUUAUUUGUAUGAAAGUUCUGGGUUAAUCAAAUAAAAAUAUUUGCUAAACGCUUUUAAAUCCGCAGAGCAGCGCAAACUAGGAAAACACCCACAUUGUCAGAUGCCCUGUGAAUUCAGUACCUCCUGGGAACUCUUGAAUGGCAUGGUCACUGAGUUGGCUUGAUAACUUAAUAAACAAAAAUAGAUCUGAAUUCUGUUAAGAGCCCAAGUCAGCCUCAGGCACUGAGGAAGGAUACCAGCUCUGCCUACGAGAUAAAACAUGCCUGAAUAACUGAGCUUCUCCCUCAUUUUAAUCUCAAUUCCUGGUUUCAUGUGUACACAGAGCCUAUUAAAAAAAAGAGAGACAUGAGUUCUAAAGUUCCUGAGGAAAGGAGGUAUGAAGUGCUCAAGGCAAUCAUCUAUCAAAUGUCCCUUAGAUACUUAAAAGAGGCAUUUUCCAUUAAAGGGGUGGAAAUGGGAGCACAUAAUAGAGAAAGAUGGAAGUGGGACUGGUUACCACAGAGAAGAGAGCUCAUAUAUGAAUGUGACCAAGGCAUCUGCUAAAUAUGAAUCAAGAAAUAAAACCUACGUUACUGAGUGGAACCUAGAUUUUAAUAGGUGAUUCUGAUGAGUGUUUUCUUUUUUCUUAUUCUUACUUAAUUGCCUGUGUGGGCUGGGGAGCAAGUCCAAAAAUAAUAGCUAAAACCCUGCGGGUCAUUGUAAAUGAGCUUCUGCUGGUCAAUUCUUGUAGUGACAUGAAAUUUCAACUUCAAACAAGGACAAGUUUUACAAAAAUAUUUAGUCUCCAAUGGAACAAAGCCUAUCUGAUGAAAAUCACAUAUUUGCCAGUUCUAAUUUUAUUUGUAUGUACAAACUAUGUUAAAGUGCAACAGCAGGUGUUUGGACUUAAGAACAAACUUGUCUAAAAUAAUAAGGAUAAUAACAUUUCUUCCCAAGCUUGCCUGGUUGGUUUGCUUUGUAAUACUUUUUUAAAGUGCUUAUUUACAUUAAAUAGCAUAGCAUUUCAAGAAAUACCAGGUAAUGGUGUGUAUUAUUUUGGCAAAAAUGCAAGCAUUACUGACUAAAAAACAUAAAACAACAUGGUGAAUUUAGCAUGCUGUUACAAUGUGUGAUAUGGCAAUGGAGACAUUAAUAAUUCCUUUUUUAGAAUUAUUAACACCUAAAUAUCCUGUUAGACUCUCCCAGGCUCUGUAUGGAGUGGGCUACCUCCAGGUCACUAGAUGGGCAUUUGUUAUAUAUGUGGAAGAAAGAAGCCCUAAACACUAUUGGGCUUCACAGAGAGCUGGAAAAUACACACACACACACACACACACACACACACACACACACACUCAGCACCAUCCAACAUGGAGCUGAGUCCUAUUGGACUGAGUCCUCGAACCAGAUCAUUUCAUUGGCUAAUGGGCUCUGCUUCCCACCUAUGUGGAGAGUUGCUUUGGGCACAGAGAAAAACUGGAUCAAUCAGUAAGGGUCAUGAAAAUCAAGUCAUAUGACAAGAAACUUCUUCAGUUUCUUCAACUAUGGCUAAAGGUAGUAGCAGUUUGUCCCUAGAGUGCCUUGCUCUAUGGCCUUGCUCAUAGUUCAGUUAUGCAAAGAAUUGUUAUGGAGGACGCAAAAGUAAGAAGUCUCUACCUUCCUAGGGAAAGAAAGUGAAAGUUGCUCUGGUCAUGUCCAACUCUGUGCGACCCCAUGAACUAUACAGUCCAUGGAAUUCUCCACCAGAAUACUGGAGUGGGUAAACUUUCACUUCUCCAGGGGAAUCUUCCCAACCCAGGGAUUGAACCCAGAUCUCUGCAGUGCAGGCGGAUUCUUUACCAGCUGAGCCACAAAAGAAGCCCACCUUCCUAGCAAGAAACUUCCUAGGGGAGUUUCAAACUAUUCAUAAUCUGUUUUUAGGUGGGAUUUCAUGUAAUUGUCUCACAGGAGUUUUGAGUUCUCCUUCUGCCUUAAGAGAAACUCCCUCCCUCAGCUAUUCAGCAUGUUAAAUGUGAAAUGCUUUAAAAUUAGGUGCUUCAUUUAAACUUUCUUGAUUAUCACA
Dama dama (fallow deer) is the source of this 4936-nucleotide messenger RNA. RefSeq names its product male-specific lethal 3 homolog. The record is from RefSeq and is a predicted model, not a curated record. Gene Ontology annotation, cellular component: MSL complex; NuA4 histone acetyltransferase complex; nucleus. The transcript has a single exon. Lineage: Eukaryota; Metazoa; Chordata; Mammalia; Artiodactyla; Cervidae. Bases 441 to 1505 code for a protein of 354 amino acids. Gene Ontology annotation, biological process: regulation of DNA-templated transcription; chromatin organization.